Messenger RNA from Colletotrichum phormii, 288 nucleotides. RefSeq lists its product as uncharacterized. The transcript is spliced from 2 exons. Bases 1 to 288 code for a protein of 95 amino acids. The record is from RefSeq and is a predicted model, not a curated record. NCBI's taxonomy places the organism in Eukaryota, Fungi, Ascomycota, Sordariomycetes, Glomerellales, Glomerellaceae.
AUGUCUUCCCAAAACACAGACACCAACACCCAACAACCCGGCCUCGUCGCCGGCCACGCCGAGUACAUCAAGGGCGCGGCUGAGGCCGCCAUCGGCAGCGUCACAGGCUCGCACGCGUGGAUUUCUUCAGGAGAGCAGGACAAGGCCCACGCUGCGUCAACGAUGAAGGCUGCUGGUGAGCAGCGUGAUGCGUCGGCGCAGGGGUAUGGCAAGGCUGAGGAGAUUGCUGGAAAGGCGUUCGGGUGUGAGGGGAUGAAGACGGAGGGUGCUGCUGGCAAGAAGGAGUAG